AUGGUUAUAUCCCAGGCAUCCACAGAGAACUGGGUAGGCUCAUGGAGACCACAUAAACCAAGGGGACCGAUUGCAGCACACUAUAGCAGUCCAGGGCCAAAAUAUGGACUCCCAGGUUCUACAGGAACUCAUAAUCAUGAUCCCAGAAAACACCAAUUCCCUGCAUAUAGUUUUGGACUUCGUCACUGUGCACUCAGCAGGGAAUGCUCUCCAGGCCCAGCAUAUUUCGUACCACCUUGCAUCACUCGGACUGGAAAGGAAGGUGUCCCCUCCUAUUCAUUGUAUGGACGUCACAAGGAGUUCAACAAAUUUCGGACUCCUGGUCCUGGGCAUUAUUAUCCCGAACAUUCUGGGAAGAAUGUAUUUACAACAGCUCCAGCAUACACCAUGGGUUCAAAAUGUAAAGGGUUUAAAAAUGAACAAAGUCCAGGUCCAGCGGCAUACUCACUCCCCCCUAUGUUGGGACCCAAAGUGGUGAACAAAUCAUCAUCACCUUUUUAUUCCAUGUCUGGAAAGAACAAUACUGGAAGCUUCUGUGAAGACCUAAAAAAAUCUCCUGGUCCAGCUUCAUACACAGCAACAGAUCUCAAUACCUACAAAUAUAAGUCACCUCAGUUCAGCAUGGCAGGACGCAAUGUCAUGCCAGGGGACUCGACAAGGAAACCAGGACCAGGAGCGCACUGCCCAGUGGAAGUCACAGUCACUAAAGCCAAAGCUCCUUGUUUUACAUUUGGAAUUAGACAUUCCCCAUAUCUGGCACCACUGAUUACCACUGGAGCUAAAUAAUACAGGAGAACAUCAAAAUUGAACACAAUUCCUGGACAUCAUUGACGAGUACACAAGUCAGGGGUCUGGUCCUAGGAGAAUUUUCAACAAGGAGCCAUUCCAGACAAUUUCGCUGCUUUGGACACA
Messenger RNA from Polypterus senegalus (gray bichir), 912 nucleotides. Its product is annotated as outer dense fiber protein 3-like. The record is from RefSeq and is a predicted model, not a curated record. The transcript is spliced from 7 exons. Gene Ontology annotation, cellular component: cytoskeleton. The coding region runs from base 1 to 786 and encodes 261 amino acids. Lineage: Eukaryota; Metazoa; Chordata; Cladistia; Polypteriformes; Polypteridae.